Messenger RNA from Coregonus sp. 'balchen', 7387 nucleotides. The record is from the annotation of a GenBank genome assembly. NCBI's taxonomy places the organism in Eukaryota, Metazoa, Chordata, Actinopteri, Salmoniformes, Salmonidae.
AUGGAGAGAACAGGUGGCAGUGUGGAGAACGCUGGAGCUGACAGCAGCCUGGUCGUCUGGUCUCUACUGAUCUUCUGUCUUCUGUCUGGUCCUGCCACAGGUACUAUGGGGGUGAUUACUGUGUGAUUAGCUCAGAUGCACAUUAGAGGUCAAUUCAAAUUAAAAACUCAAAUUUUCCAACACUAGCAGCUGCCUAAUCAUGAUUAACUGGGGAGAAGUCCUCACAAUAACCUAAAAUACAGUCAUCUGUUAACAACAUGAUUGAUGUUUACAGAUAUUCUCUUCUCCCAGGUGCCCAACAUGCCCACUGCUCUGAGUUCCUCUGUCUCAGUCCUCCCUCUCCUCUGGUGAGGCUCCUCAGCUUCUCCUCUGAGCAGGGUCCCUGUGGUUCCCCCUUAGACCUCUCUCCUCCACCAGGCCUCCCAGGACUGGCCCCUGGUCCUGUGGCCUGGAGCCCCCUGUGCCCCACGGUAGUGAUCGUCCCGGGCAGGAGGCCAGCCAGGCUGCAGCCCAGCUGGGCGAGGGUGAUGGCGGGGGAGCUGUUGGAGGCGGGGCUGGUUAAUGUCCUGGUAGCUGAUUGGCUGCUGCCCCCAGAGCAGGAGAUCACCGAAGGAGCCAGGCAGGUGGGAGAGAGGCUGGCACAGGCCAUACAGACACUACAGGUGGGGACACAGGCCAUACAGACACUACAGGUGGGGACACAGGCCAUACAGACAUUACAGGUGGGGACACAGGCCAUACAGACACUACAGGUGGGGGCACAGGCCACACAGACAUUACAGGUGGGGGCACAGGCCACACAGACAUUACAGGUGGGGACACAGGCCACACAGACACUACAGGUGGGGACACAGGCCACACAGACAUUACAGGUGGGGACACAGGCCACACAGACAUUACAGGUGGGGACACAGGCCACACAGACAUUACAGGUGGGGACACAGGCCACACAGACACUACAGGUGGGGACACAGGCCAUACAGACACUACAGGUGGGGACACAGGCCACACAGACACUACAGGUGGGGACACAGGCCAUACAGACACUACAGGUGGGGACACAGGCCAUACAGACACUACAGGUGGGGACACAGGCCAUACAGACACUACAGGUGGGGACAUGUUCCACACUGGGUAGAAGGUGGCCAAUGAUUUUUUUGUCCAGUAAUAUGCUUUAACUGGGUCAGGGAAACUGGCCCAAAUUGAACAAGACUAACUCUGUUAUAGUGUAGUAGACAUGUUGAGGUGUUGGUGUUUAUUCCCCAGGAGGACCAGGAUGUUGAGGUGUUGGUGUUUAUUCCCCAGGAGGACCAGGAUGUUGAGGUGUUGGUGUUUAUUCCCCAGGAGGACCAGGAUGUUGAGGGUUGGUGUUUAUUCCCCAGGAGGACCAGGAUGUUGAGGUGUUGGUGUUUAUUCCCCAGGAGGACCAGGAUGUUGAGGUGUUGGUGUUUAUUCCCCAGGAGGACCAGGAUGUUGAGGUGUUGGUGUUUAUUCCCCAGGAGGACCAGGAUGUUGAGGUGUUGGUGUUUAUUCCCCAGGAGGACCAGGAUGUUGAGGUGUUGGUGUUUAUUCCCCAGGAGGACCAGGAUGUUGAGGUGUUGGUGUUUAUUCCCCAGGAGGACCAGGAUGUUGAGGUGUUGGUGUUUAUUCCCCAGGAGGACCAGGAUGUUGAGGUGUUGGUGUUUAUUCCCCAGGAGGACCAGGAUGUUGAGGUGUUGAUGUUUAUUCCCCAGGAGGACCAGGAUGUUGAGGUGUUGAUGUUUAUUCCCCAGGAGGACCAGGAUGUUGAGGUGUUGGUGUUUAUUCCCCAGGAGGACCAGGAUGUUGAGGUGUUGAUGUUUAUUCCCCAGGAGGACCAGGAUGUUGAGGUGUUGGUGUUUAUUCCCCAGGAGGACCAGGAUGUUGAGGUGUUGGUGUUUAUUCCCCAGGAGGACCAGGAUGUUGAGGUGUUGAUGUUUAUUCCCCAGGAGGACCAGGAUGUUGAGGUGUUGAUGUUUAUUCCCCAGGAGGACCAGGAUGUGAGGGUUGGUUUUUUAUUCCCCAGGAGGACCAGGAUGUUGAGGUGUUGGUGUUUAUUCCCCAGGAGGACCAGGAUGUUGAGGUGUUGGUGUUUAUUCCCCAGGAGGACCAGGAUGUUGAGGUGUUGGUGUUUAUUCCCCAGGAGGACCAGGAUGUUGAGGUGUUGGUGUUUAUUCCCCAGGAGGACCAGGAUGUUGAGGUGUUGGUGUUUAUUCCCCAGGAGGACCAGGAUGUUGAGGUGUUGGUGUUUAUUCCCCAGGAGGACCAGGAUGUUGAGGUGUUGAUGUUUAUUCCCCAGGAGGACCAGGGCUCUUCUCCAGAGCUGUUCCACCUGGUAGGGUUUGGUGUUGGGGCCCAUGUAGCCGGUGUGGCUGGGGCCUGUUUGGAGGGAGCUAUUGGCAGGAUCACAGGUACUGAGACAGAACAUGAUACAGGGUUACAUCUGGUAACAGUCCAAUCUGAGUUUCAGAGGAACUGACAGGUCAAAUAGUGUUUUGUUCUUUUCUUUUUAUGUGUUCUGAUCCAACUCAGGCCUGGAUCCCUUCUCACCACUGUUUUCUGAGGCAGACAGAAGCCUGUCCCUGGAUCCCACUGAUGCCCAGUACGUGGAUGUGAUUCACACCAACUUCAACCGUGAGGAACUUUAAACACACCUAAUAAGCCAUGUAGUUACACCUAAUAGUAUAGUACACCAUUUAGAUAUUUUUAACCAAUCAGUGAGUUCAUUACCUGGUGUAUUUUCAGCCAAUGAGCCGGUAGCUCCCCUGGGGGUUUCCAGACCGUUGGGUCAUGUUGAUUUCUACAUCGGCAGAGGACAUCAACUCCCAGGUUGUCCUCAGGCUCUCAUGAAAAGUGUGUGCCAGGUUUUUUAUCAUCUAUAAUAUUAUGACAAACAUCAUGCCUGGGGCCCAUGUGACCUCCCUUAGCUAUCUACUAUAACAAGGAGGUUGGGAUGACUUAUACAGUUGAAGUCGGAAGUUUACAUUCACUUAGGUUGGAGUCAUUAAAACUCGUUUUUCAACCACUCCACAAAUGUCUUGUUAACAAACUAUAGUUUUGGCAAGUCAGUUAGGACAUCUACUUUGUGCAUGACACAAGUAAUUUUUCCAACAAUUGUUUACAGACAGAUUAUUUCACUUAUAAUUCACUGUAUCACAAUUCCAGUGGGUCAGAAGUUUACAUACACUAAGUUGACUGUGCCUUUAAACAGCUUGGAAAAGUCCAGAAGAUGAUGUCAUGGCUUUAGAAGCUUCUGAUAGGCUAAUUGACAUCAUUUGAGUCAAUUGGAGGCGUACUUGUGGAUGUAUUUCAAGGCCUACCUUCAAACUCAGUGCCUCUUUGCUUGACAUCAUGGGAAAAUCAAAAGAAAUCAGCCAAGACCUCAGAAAAAAUUUUUGUAGAUCUCCACAAGUCUGGUUCAUCCUUGGGAGCAAUUUCCAAACACCUGAAGGUAUCACGUUCAUCUGUACAAAUAAUAGUACGCAAGUAUAAACACCAUGGGACCACGCAGCCGUCAUACCGCUCAGGAAGGAGACGCGUUCUGUCUCCUAGAGAUGAACGUACUUUGGUGCGAAAAGUGCAAAUCAAUCCCAGAACAACAGCAAAGGACCUUUUGAAGAUGCUGGAGGAAACAGGUACAAAAGUAUCUAUAUCCACAGUAAAACGUGUCCUAUAUUGACAUAACCUGAAAUGCUGCUCAGCAAGGAAGAAGCCACUGCUCCAAAACCGCCAUAAAAAAGCCAGAUUACGGUUUGCAACUGUACAUGGGGACAAAGAUUGUACUUUUUGGAGAAAUGUCCUCUGGUCUGAUGAAACAAAAAUAGAACUGUUUGGCCAUAAUGACCAUCGUUAUGUUUGGAGGAAAAAGGGGGACGCUUGCGAACCGAAGAAAACCAUCCCAACCGUGAAGCACGGGGGUGGCAGCAUCAUGCUGUGGGUGUGUUUUGCUGCAGGAGGGACUGGUGCACUUCACAAAAUAGAUGGCAUCAUGAGGAAGGAAAAUUAUGUGGAUAUAUUGAAGCAACAUCUCAAGACUUCAGUCAGGAAGUUAAAGCUUGGUCGCAAAUGGGUCUUCCAAAUGGACAAUGACCCCAAGCAUACUUCCAAAGUUGUGGCAAAAUGGCUUAAGGACAACAAUGUCAAGGUAUUGGAGUGGCCAUCACAAAGCCCUGACCUCAAUCCUAUAGAACAUUUGUGGGCAGAACUGAAAAAGCGUGUGAGAGCAAGGAGGCCUACAAACCUGACUCAGUUACACCAGCUCUGUCAGGAGGAAUUGGCCAAAAUUCACCCAACUUAUUGUGGGAAGCUUGUGGAAGGCUACCCGAAACGUUUGACCCAAGUUAAACAAUUUAAAGCCAAUGCUACCAAAUACUAAUUCAGUGUAUGUAAACUUCUGACCCACUGGGAAUGUGAUGAAAGAAAUAAAAGCUGAAAUAAAUCACUCUCUACUAUUAUUCUGACAUUUCACAUUCUUAAAAUAAAGUUGUGAUCCUAACUGACCUAAGACAGGGAAGUUUUACUAGGAAUAAAUGUCAGAAAUUGUGAAAAACUGAGUUUAAAUAUAUUUGGCUAAGGUGUACGUAAACUUCCGACUUCAACUGUAUAUUUGAGGCAGCUCUACAGGGUCAUCACUAGCUGGCACAGCCACAAAGUCAUAAAAUCGGAUUUUUAACCCUAACCACACUGCUAACAUUAUGCCUAACCUUAACCUUAAAUUAAGAUCAAAAAGCAAAUGUUUUGUUUUUCAUGAAUUUGUAAGAUAUAUAGCAAUUUUGGACUUUGCAGCUAGCACAUCUAGUGGAAAUGGCUCAGUUCUGCAUCCAGGACAAGAUUCAGCUGAAUGAAGGUCAACCUGAAUAAAGAUCAACCUGAAUAAAGGUCAACCUGAAUAAAGGUCAACCUGAAUAAAGGUCAACCUGAAUAAAGGUCAACCUGAAUAAAGGUCAACCUGAAUAAAGGUCAACCUGCGUGUUGGUGUGUGUGCGUUACAGGGGAGGAUUACUUGCUGUGCAGUCACCACCGGGCCUACAGGUUGUUCACCAGCUCCAUCCGAUCCUCCUGCCCUCUCACAGCCUUCCCCUGUCAGGGAGUGGAGGACUUCCAGAGAGCUCUCUGUACCCGCUGUCACCACCCUGGCCUCAACACCUGCCCCCGGCUGGGUAAAAUACACACUGCCCUGCCUCAACACCUGCCCCCAGCUGGGUAAAAUACACACUGCCCUGGCAUCAACACCUGCCCCCAGCUGGGUAAAAUACACACUGCCCUGCCUCAACACCUGCCCCCAGCUGGGUAAAAUACACACUGCCCUGCCUCAACACCUGCCCCCGGCUGGGUAAAAUACACACUGCCCUGCCUCAACACCUGCCCCCGGCUGGGUAAAAUACACACUGCCCUGCCUCAACACCUGCCCCCAGCUGGGUAAAAUACACACUGCCCUGCCUCAACACCUGCCCCAGCUGGGUAAAAUACACACUGCCCUGGCAUCAACACCUGCCCACGGUGGUAAUAAACACCUGCCCUGCUCAACACCUGCCCCAGCUGGGUAAUCACACUGCCUGGCCAACUGCCCCAGAUGGUUAAAAUACUAUGCCCUGGCAUAACACCUGACCCCGGCUGUAAAAUACACACUGCCUCUGCCUCAACACUCCGUGGAAAAAACAACUGCCCUUGCUCAAACCUGCCCAGUGUAAAAUACACAGCCCUUGGCCUCAACACCUCCCAGUGGAAAAAUCAUACUGCCCGGAUCAAACCUGCCCGCUGGGUAAAAUAAACUCACCCUGCCUCAACACCUCCAGCUGGGAUAAAAUAACCCUGCCCUGGCCUCAACCUGCCCAGUUUGGGUAAAAUUAACUUGCCUGGCAUCACACACCUGCCCCGGCUGGGUUUACAAUACACAUCCUGCCCUCUCAACACGCCCCCGCUGGGUAAAAGCACCUCCUGCCAAACCCUGCCCCAGCUGUAAACCACCCUGCCUCAACACCUGCCCCCAGCUGGGUAAAUACACACUGCCCUGCCUCAACACCUGCCCCCAGCUGGGUAAAAUACACACUGCCCUGCCUCAACACCUGCCCCCAGCUGGGUAAAAUACACACUGCCCUGCCUCAACACCUGCCCCCGGCUGGGUAAAAUACACACUGCCCUGCCUCAACACCUGCCCCCAGCUGGGUAAAAUACACACUGCCCUGCCUCAACACCUGCCCCCGGCUGGGUAAAAUACAAGAUAAUGUAGACUGUAUAGCUCUCCGACACAUUUUCUCUCUGAACAAAGAGGAGUCUUUCACACAUGCAGAAACUGGAGUUGAUGAUGGGCAAUAUCAAUGAGGGAUGUUUCAUCAUCAAGAUACCGUCAGCUAUUGGUUAUUCUCUCCUAUAGGCUACGACAUCAGCUGGCUGCCUCCGGAUCGACCAAUCACCUUCCAGCCCCUGACCGCUGUCCUGGACAUCACAGCAACGGACCCUUUCUGUGGUCAGGAACUCAGGACACACACACACACACACACUGACAGUGUCACACAGUUACAGUCGCUUGAACAACUGCGAGAACAGUUUGGUUAACCUGCUUUUAUGUCCCUUCUAGUGACGCCGUUCCUGUUGGAGGUGCACCUGGAGGGGAACGUCUCAUUAGGAGCCCAGCUAUUCAUUCAGCUGAAGGGACACGUCAGGAAAACACCCGUCAUGUUGGUGUCCGGGUGAGAGACUGUCAUCUGGUUCUUCAGUUGUUAAUGGGUGCAUCUCAAAACGGGACCCUAUACGGUGCACUAUAUACUCCCCAUAGGGCCCUAAUGUUGUGCACUAUAUAGGGAACAGGGUGCCAUUUGGGAUGUAGCCAAUGUCUUUAUCUGAUGAAUCUUCUUGCCAACUCUUAACGUGCCGUUGACAAUUGUGUCUAGUCCUUCCCUGGUGCAGUUUGAGCCCCAUCAGAUGUACCAGUUCAUGGUUUCCAUAGACCACCCUGUUACGGCGUUCAGAACCAUGUCACUUCACUUCUACUCUCAACGUCUCCUGUACUUGGCCUGGAGGAAGAGAAGCAUUCGGAUCAGUCAUCUGAUACUUGCACAACUACCCAGACACCAGGGGUAAAUAGCAUCACUACAUCGACACAACACUGAUGAGUUUCUGGAUUCAUUUUGUAUUCAACUCUCCUUCAAAUCUGAAUUCAUUCGACUAAAAUUGAAAUUGCUAAAAGAACACUAAAAAAGCCUACGACCCCAGUUGUCUGUGUGACGUCUGGUAGCACAAGACUAAAAACAAGCCUGUGUUUGUGCAUUCAUUCCCACAGGCUAGUAUCUUACAGGACCUGCAGGUUUACAGCAGUAGAGAACCAGAGAGUGGAAGUGUAUCUGCAGAAGGAGGAGUGAAGAUGGAGUGA